Molecule: messenger RNA, 3103 nt
Organism: Xyrauchen texanus (razorback sucker)
Lineage: Eukaryota; Metazoa; Chordata; Actinopteri; Cypriniformes; Catostomidae
Product: fibroblast growth factor 3-like
Exons: 3
Coding region: 820-1584 (254 amino acids)
Biological process (GO): positive regulation of protein phosphorylation; cell differentiation; fibroblast growth factor receptor signaling pathway
Cellular component (GO): cytoplasm
Molecular function (GO): growth factor activity; fibroblast growth factor receptor binding
Source: RefSeq, a predicted model, not a curated record
CUUAAUAAAUGCAUGAUGCAUGCAUGCAUUUGCUCUUGUGGUUUAUUUAUUUUUUACUUUAGAGGUCCAGAAACAUUUCAUGCAUAAAUGUGCAUCACCGAAAGCCACGUGUGUAGUCUAUGGAUGUUAUCACCACUGUUAACAUUUUCACCGGCCAUGAAAACGGAACUGAUAGCGGCUCACCUAGAGGCCAAUCAUGCUCGUGCUUUAAUACCACAGUGUAUAACUUUCUUAUGUAUAACUGGACUUGAUGAUCUUUCAAAAGAAGAAAACUCUGCAACCCUUGGAUCUCUCUCUCUCUCUCUCUCUCUCUCUCUCUCUCUCUCUCUCUCUCUCUUUGUGACGCUGUUUUCCGCUGUAAACCAUCCGUGUGGUGGCUGUGUAAUUUUAUCCACACUGCAACCUCUUGGUUCACACAAGACUGAUACCUUGCCUCCCCUUUUCCUUUGUAUCAUCUGGUCGGGGUUCAGGCUAUUGUUGCAGGAGGGCUCUUUUAUUUCUGCGCACACACUGUCGAUCAGCGACUGCCGUUUUUUCGGUUCAGAUACAGUCUAUAUGGAGAGCAGAGAGGAACCCAUGAGCACCAACGAGGCGAACGCAUGCUGUUGCCGCCGACUCGGCUUUAACAGAUGACCAGGACUUUCCUCCCAAACAUAUUAAAGAGAGGAGAGAGGGAUACAUAAAGUUGUUUCUCUUCCCCCCCUUCUUUUUACUGGAUCACUGCUUUGCGCCACUGACAAAUGAGACUUCUUUAAUGGGACCCCGAGUGCCAGCUCUUUCUAUUCCAGCGAGCUUUUGCCGAUAUCCCGCCAUGCCACAAUGGAUAUAAUUCUGCUCUGGUUGUUACUGAGCUUCUUGGAUCCGAGUUCGCAGGAAUCUCUGGCUCCGAGGCUGACCAGGACCCCAAGGGCGCCUUGUGCCAGGGGCCAGGCGUGUGACCCAAGGCAGCGGCGAGAUGCUGGCGGACGCGGCGGGGUUUACGAGCACCUCGGGGGAGCUCCAAGACGCAGAAAACUUUACUGCGCCACGAAAUAUCACUUGCAAAUUCAUCCAAACGGAAAAAUAGACGGAUCUCUGGAUGAAAAUAAUCCAUUCAGUAUACUCGAGAUCACAGCUGUGGAUGUUGGUGUGGUGGCGAUCAAGGGCCUUUUUUCAGAAAGAUACCUGGCUAUGAAUGAGAAAGGACGUCUGUAUGCUUCGGAAGUCUUCAACCGAGAGUGUGAGUUUCUGGAGCGCAUUCAUGAGCUAGGCUAUAACACCUAUGCAUCGCGGCACCAUGCAACCUCCCAGCCAUCCCAUGCAGGGUCCGGUCCUGGGGGUGGCAAGCGCCGUGCCAGUUCUAAGAGGCAGUGGUACGUGUCAAUUAAUGGAAAGGGUCGGCCCAGGAGGGGCUUUAAGACACGGAGCACAGACAAAGCUUCCCUCUUUCUGCCCCGUGUUCUUGGCAACAAGGACCACGAGAUGGUUCGCAAGCUCAGAGAGAGCCAGAGACAUCAGACAGGUGCUCACAAAGUCCCUGUGGGUCGAGAGCGCAGAAGACGGCGGCACAGGGGCUCCAAAGGCCACAGAAGGGCUGACAUAUAACACUCUCUUCACACAGAUGGAGAAGAGAUCCAAAGCCACUGCAAGAACUAGAACUGAGAGUCAAAAAGACCAAAAGAGUCACGGAAUGCCUUGGGAGAGGACUAUUUCCAAGAAAACCUUUUGGGGAAUUAUGUUGCAACUUUUAGCAAGAAGGGCUUCCACGAAGAGAAAUAUCUUUUUUUCUCACUUUUAAAAAUGGCAGCAUCUGAGAUAUACAGACACUCCAAAGAACGUUUAUGUGACCAAAAUUAACACUACUGAAAGUUUUGUUUUUUCCUUUUUAUGACAUGAACCAUGUCAGUCUUUGCUGUACAAGACAUGUAAUUAUUGUGUAUAUAGUUGUACAGUCAUUGACUUUUUUAUUUGAGCAAAAUAACAUAGAGUAAAUGUUUGAUAUCUUGAAUUAGGAUGCCGUACGUGUGCUUGACAUUGCCGAUGACGUGUUAUGUUAUUGGACUACGACUUUUAUAGAUGGUGUACAGACUAGCACUUUUUCCUUAUCAAAGUAUAAAAUAGAAACAAACAGAUAAAACAGAUGCAUUUUAACUCACAUGUGAUAGGCUACUGUUCUUAAACUGCAAUCAGGAGUACUUUGUAUAUUACUAAAGUAAUACAUAUUUAUUUUGUUUAUAUGUUUUUAAGUUAUUGAUGACAUAGUUUCUACACUUCCAAAUAUCAAAGAUUUUUCUUCAAAAGAGAUUGAAACAUGAAUAAAAGUAGUCACAUUUGUUAGAAUAACACCGUUAUCUAUAAUAUUUGAAGUGAACAACUGGUCCCGUAUACGUAGACUCUUCAGUUUCCUUUCCUAAAUAUAAUGACAUCAACUCUUGAGACAAUGUUUUGAUAAAUGUCAUAUGUAUGGAACACUGUGAAAAGAGUAAUGCAUUAAAAUGUCAUUGAUCAACACUGAAAGCUAAACAUCUGGAGGAAUGUCACCAAUAAAUUAUAUGAAAGUAUAUAUUUUUGCCUUAAUGCAUACACUCAAAAACUUUUUUGCAGAUUGUUCAGUUUACUUAAAUUAACUAAAUUUACUAAAAUAAACUAAAGCAACAUAAUUCUACACAUUAUGUCUUAACUUGACUUAAUUACGCUCAAUACAACUGCAUUUGUAAAACUGAAGUUUACUCAAAUAAUUUGAGUUAGGACUACAUGUAUACAUUUUGUAGCAUUGAUGAAACUAGGCAGGGGAUUUCUGUUUCCCAGCAUGCUUUGCAGGGGACUGGAUGGGGUGAACAACUGUUGAAACUAAGUGUUAUUUCAUGCAUUUUAGAGUAUAGGAGGAAUAGCAGGAGAUUUGUUCAUGUUUAACGUUGUGUUAUAUUGGCAUUUAAAAGGAUUGUUUGUUGUGCUGGAGUUUUUGGAAGGCAUUAUGGUGAAGAUUGGCGCUUUACUUAGGUUAAGGAUGAACGCUCACUUUCAGUGAAGUUUGAUUUGAAUGCUGCUUAGUUUCACCGUCGUUACAUUUGCUCACCUGGCAUAUACUAAUGGUUAAUAAAAUACAUUUUGUUGGACCAACUUA